Messenger RNA from Rhipicephalus sanguineus (brown dog tick), 3331 nucleotides. RefSeq names its product cytosolic Fe-S cluster assembly factor narfl-like. Lineage: Eukaryota; Metazoa; Arthropoda; Arachnida; Ixodida; Ixodidae. Gene Ontology annotation, biological process: iron-sulfur cluster assembly. Gene Ontology annotation, molecular function: 4 iron, 4 sulfur cluster binding. The record is from RefSeq and is a predicted model, not a curated record. Gene Ontology annotation, cellular component: cytosolic [4Fe-4S] assembly targeting complex.
AGUCAACUUUUCUUAUUUUUCCGAUUGGCUGGAGUUUCUUGUUUAGCUCGUACGCAGGAUUCGGACGGAAUGGCAGACGGCUUUAGCGGCGUGUUGAGAAUUACGGACUUAAAUGACUUUAUUGGGCCCUCACAGGAGUGCAUCAAGCCGGUGACGGUAGAGAAACGACCCGGAAAACUCGGGUCUAUCAAAAUCGGGGACGAUGGCUCCUAUCUUCAAGUUGACGAGUCCGGCCAGGCAUCCAAGCUGGAAAAGGCGCAGAUAACGCUCACGGACUGCCUGGCGUGCAGCGGUUGCGUGACUUCGGCGGAAACCGUGCUCAUCACCCAACAGAGCUCUGAGCAGCUUUACACCGUGCUCAAGGAAAACGCAGAACUGCCUGAAGAAAAACGCAAGCUCAUCGUCGUCACCGUGGCCCCCCAGGUGGCGGCCUCAUUCGCUGGGAAGUAUGGCGUUGGCUACGAGAGUGCUUCGGCGAGGUUGACUGGAUUUUUCAAGACAUUGGGGGCGCACUAUGUCUUGGACUCGACGUUUGGCCGCGAGUUCGCCCUCAUCGAGGUGCUUUGGGAUUUCAUUGAGCGAUGGGCGCGGAGGGACAGCGACCGAACUGCCUUGCCUCUCUUGGCGUCAUCGUGUCCAGGAUUUGUUUGCUAUGCCGAGAAGACCCACGGCGACGUACUGCUCCCACACAUCAGCCGAGCCCGUUCACCGCAGCAGAUCAUGGGGUCGCUGGUCAAGAAGUUUCUGGCCGGUAGGCUGGGAAAAAAGCCUGACCAGAUUUACCACGUCAGCGUGAUGCCCUGCUACGACAAGAAGCUGGAAGCGUCACGGGCAGACUUCUACGAUGAGAUAUACAGUACGAGAGAUGUUGACUGCGUCAUCACUUCUGUUGAAGUUGAAUCGAUGCUGGUGAAAGAAGACAAGUCGUUUGGUGAAUUGCCCUCAGCAGCAUCAGAUUCACUGUUCCGCUGCGAAACUGGUGGCCGUCCCUACAGGCACCCGGGGUCUGGAUCCGGCGGCUACUGUGAGUACGUCUUCGUGGAAGCAGCGAGGCUACUCUUUCACCGCAGACCCGAAGAGGUGGUCUUCAAGACACUCAGGAACCAGGACUUUCGUGAAGUGACACUGGAGCUUGGUGGGGAGACCGUUCUGCGCUUCGCCAUCGCCAAUGGCUUCCGCAACAUCCAGAACGUGGUGCAGAAGAUGAAGCGGUCAAAGUGUCCGUACCACUUCAUCGAGAUCAUGGCCUGUCCCGCGGGGUGCCUCAAUGGUGGAGCGCAGUUGCGACCGGACGACGGUGACUCGAAAGCACUGUUGAGGCGCGUCGAAGACGCAGUACAACAGGUCCAGUGUCAGCCGCCGGGCGCCAACACGGCCGUGCUAGACGUGUACCGCGACUGGCUGGGUCUCGAGGACCCGUCGACUGGAACUGGUGGCAGUGGUGAUGCAACGCUGUUGAGAACUACUUACCACGCCCUGGAGAAGACGACAAACUGCGCUCAACAUCGUUGGUGAUGACGUCAUCGCUCUUAUCCGUGUCGUCACGAGCGUGAGCCAAAGUGUUGUGUAGAGACAUCUUGCAUGAGACAGGUUAGGAAGUGAGCCUGUAUUUUUAAGGACAGAACUGGCUCGUUGGAGCCUGACAGUGCUUUUGACUGGUGCCUACCCGUGUUCUACUUGAAUCACAGCGGUAUGGAACCCCAAUCCUGAUCGAAGCCAGAGAAAGUGUGAACGAGCCAAAUGUGAAGCUGCUAGCCAAUUGGAGGCUGGAACAGGGAACAUGCCAGCGCAUCUUCUGUUGCAGAAAAACAAGGUGUGCGUGCUUCAUGGUGUUGCCAUUGAAAUGGUGUCAUAUCAGACGCAACUUCUGUGGAAGCUGCCGCAGCCAUGUGACCGGAACUCUGCUGCAUCGUUGUUCCGCUUCCAGGCCGAGGGCACGAGCGCCCCCAAUCAUAGGUGUGCGCAGAGUUCUACAUUAGGGGGGAGGGGGGGGCAAAGUUUCGCCGCCGCACCCCGCCCCCCUCUUAUUGCUCUUAUUGGUCGAAUCCAAAGAAAAGAAAAGCUUCACAAUGAUGCAAACGUGAAGAUGAAGCGAUGACGUGUUUCUCACAAUGGCCUGCCUUUGAUCCAUGGCUUUCCGAGGAUAAAAGUGGAAAGUACUAAACAGUUUUGGAAUGCAACAUGAGGCGUCCUUGGUCGCCAUUAUCGUCAAAAACCUUUGUGGUCAUAUGCGGAACAGACUUGGUGCCCGCCUUUGAUGAUUACAGGGGGGGGGGUGCCCGCACCCCCUCAUGCACACACCUAUGCCUCCAAGCAUUCUGAGAAGCAGCUGAACCUUUACAUAGUGCUCGAUUUUGAUCAGCCAAAUGUAUUAUUAGUGUCGUAUAAUAGGAUAUACACUUAUGAGCUGAAUGAGAGGGAACAGUUGAUUCAUCUUCAAUUAGCAAUUAGUCUUAUGAGUUUGAACUUGGCAUGCAGGUAUAUAAGCCAAGUUUCUUUUGUAAGCUGAAGUUUAAGGAUUGCUUUUCUUUUCCUUUUGAAUUAUUUGGAAUGCAGAAGUUUUCUACAUCUGAUCUAGAAUCACUGCAGCCCCCAGAGCCCCAUAUUGGGUGUUGUCUGGGGUUCACUUAGAACUCAAAUAUGCCAUAUCAUUUCGAAGCUGUCAGAAUUCUGGCACAUGCUUCCUGCAAAUAAAUGUUGGCAUUCGACGAGUACGAAUGCACAUUGUAAUUUGAAAUUAAAGAUGGGUCUCAAAGUGCCUGGUCGUUGCAUCGCUGUAGUCGUUAAGUUGUUAUGACAGAGCAAAAUUUGUGCUUGUAUAACAACUAUGCCACGUACGAUGAUCAUAAAAAUAAAAAACUAACAACAAUGCCUCACAUGUUUGUUCUGGCUGUAAUUUAUUAAGGUGACCUUGGUUAACCCCUUAACUCUUGUUUUUUGAGAGUUUUUCUGUUUAAAAACUUUUUUUUUUCAACGAUAUUGAACAUUUUGCUUCUGAAAAGCAUGUUUUGAGUGACAGAAAAAACAUUGAAGCGUAUAUUAAGUCAAAUUAGCAUAACGAAGUUUAUUGUCUCAUGGCUCAUUAGUGUCUUUCACGAUUUGCGAAAUAAUGUCUUUAUUGAGAAACAGGCGAAUAUAACACGUCAAGUCAUCAAAGUAAACUUUAGUAUCUGAAUAAUGAGCACCUGAAGAGCUGUACGAUGAUAAAAGCCUUCUUUUCCGCGACAAUGCAUGAGCAAAGCACGCGUCACCUUCCCUGGACAACAUUUUCUAACACAAGUCGCGAAACAAUGUGAAAUGGUGGUUAAAAUAAAAGAAAUCGCCAGGCAAG